UUCCAACUUCCAACACUCAACCUUCUCUAUUUUUUCAAUUCUAGAUACUGAUUUUUAUUUUUUAUUUUAUUGUAAGUAAACUCAAUAAAACCAAAUUAAACCAAAGGGUUAUGAUAUUUGCAAACAGAGAUAUAUAUACAUGCACUACGUAAAUCUCCAUUGUUUUGUCUUUUUCAACUACAAUUAUCAAAUAUAUUUUAAUGAGCGGAGUCGGUUUUUUUCCAUGAAACAUUCUUAAUGAUCAUGACCGACAUUAAUUAAUGCAUUAUAUUCUUAAGAUUUAUGAUUCAUAAACAAAAAAUAGAUAAAAUUGUAUAAUACCAAAUCAAACUAUAUUGUUAUAAAAUAAAGAAAAAGAUAGAUAGCAAUUCUUUAAGACAAAAAAAAAAAAAACACAUUAAUUCAUUUUGUAGAAUUCAUCUAAAAUGGCCACUUCUAAUAUAAAAAUUAAAGAAAUGGACCGAUUUGUUAAUUGCCAAAAUUAUAGAAGAGAGGAGAAAGAGAGAGAAUUUUUUUUGUAAUAAAAAGGGUAAGAAUUGAGACCCAUUUUGGUAAUUUGAAAUGCACAACUGCCUCAUUUAAAACCCCAACGUUCCCUCCUCUCAGUUUCAGUAUUCAUCAUCGCUUCUCAAACAGAAUUCUCCAAACAAUGUCGUCGACGGCGAAAAAGUUCCCGCCGAUUACAAAGUGCAAUGAGUCGACGACGACUUCCUACGGUUCGAUCGCAGCAGAUCUCGAUGGAACGCUUCUCAUCUCCAGAAGCUCCAUCCCUUACUUCAUGCUCGUAGCCGUUGAAGCUGGCAGUCUACUCCGUGGCUUCAUCCUUCUCCUCUCUCUACCUCUCGUCAUCUUCGCCUACCUUUUCGUUUCAGAAGCCUUGGGAAUCCAAAUCCUCAUCUUUAUUUCUUUCGCCGGCCUCAAGAUCCGAGAUAUUGAGCUCGUCUCACGCGCCGUCUUGCCAAGAUUUUACGCGGCGGAUGUGAGAUCGGAGAGCUUCGAUGUGUUCGACAAGUGUGAAAGAAAGGUUGUCGUGACAGCCAACCCGACGUUGAUGGUGGAGCCGUUCGUGAAGGAAUUUCUUGGCGGGACCAAGGUUUUGGGAACGGAGAUCGCGGUGAAUCCAAAGACCAAGAAGGCCACCGGUUUCGUCAAAAGUCCCGGCGUUUUGGUCGGGAAAUGGAAGAAGAUUGCCAUUGAGAAAGAGUUUGGUGGCGACUCGCCGGAUAUCGGUAUUGGGGACCGGGAGUCUGAUCACGAUUUCAUGUCUCAGUGCAAGGAAGGUUACAUGGUGCCCCCAAGCAAAACAGCCACUCCAGUCGAACUCGAUCGCCUUAAGAACAAGAUAAUCUUCCACGAUGGCCGCCUUGUCCAACGCCCGGACAUACUCAAUGCCAUCAUUACCUACCUCUGGCUACCCUUCGGUUUUAUCCUCUGUAUCCUUCGUGUCUACAUCAACCUCCCCCUUCCCGAGCGCAUAGUCCCCUACACCUACGCCAUGCUAGGCAUCAAGCUCAAGAUCCGUGGAAAUCGACCUCCACCGCAGAGCCCCGGAAUUCUCUACGUUUGCAACCACCGUACCGCCCUGGACCCCAUCAUUUGCGCUAUCGCCUUGGGCCGCAAAGUGUCCACCGUCACCUACAGUGUCAGCAGGCUUUCGCGCUUCCUCUCGCCCAUCCCCGCAAUUGCGCUCACACGGGACCGCGUGGACGACGCGCGCCGUAUCUCGGCGCUGCUCCAGAAGGGAGAUUUAGUGGUAUGCCCGGAGGGCACCACGUGUCGAGAACCUUACUUGCUGCGAUUCAGUGCUUUGUUUGCAGAGAUGAGCGAUAAGAUCGUGCCCGUUGCAGUGAACUGUAAGCAGAGCAUGUUUUAUGGGACGACUGUGAGAGGAGUGAAGUUCUGGGACCCAUACUUCUUCUUCAUGAACCCCAGGCCCACCUACGAGAUCACGUUCCUUGAUCAAUUGCCGGAGAGUAUGACGUGUAAGGCCGGAGGGAAGUCGUCGAUCGAGGUGGCCAAUCACGUGCAGAAGGUGCUGGGUGAUACUCUGGGGUUCGAGUGCACUGGAUUGACGCGGAAGGAUAAGUAUUGGUUGCUUGGGGAUAAUGAUGGCAAGGUCGAGUCUAUGUAUAAUAAUAAGAAGUGAACUAGUGAAUUGAUUUUGGGUUUGGGUUUACUAUUUUGUUGGAAUCCUGCCAUAGUUUAUUAUUGUUAUCUCUAUUUCAUUUUAUUUUUAAUAUUAUAACAAUAACACAAAUAGCUAAUGCCUAGUUGUAUUUUAUAUCUUUCUUUGGUAAUGACAAUGAUUAUGUGAUAAGCAUUGAA
Messenger RNA from Cannabis sativa, 2325 nucleotides. Its product is annotated as probable glycerol-3-phosphate acyltransferase 8. The transcript is spliced from 3 exons. Gene Ontology annotation, molecular function: phosphatase activity; glycerol-3-phosphate 2-O-acyltransferase activity. Gene Ontology annotation, cellular component: membrane. Gene Ontology annotation, biological process: cutin biosynthetic process. Lineage: Eukaryota; Viridiplantae; Streptophyta; Magnoliopsida; Rosales; Cannabaceae. The record is from RefSeq and is a predicted model, not a curated record. Bases 650 to 2146 code for a protein of 498 amino acids.